GGAAAGAAGGAAGGGGGAGGCCGCCUCUCCUCCAACCCAGUCCUUUUUGCGGCUUGGAAGGAGAGAAGGUGGAAGAAAGAGGAGGAGGAGGAGGAAGAGGAAGAGAGAGAGAGAAGGAAAGUUCCCUCAGCAGCAGCAGCAGCAGCAGCAGCAGGGCUCCUGGGGAGGCCAUGCCAGGCCUCCUUGCCACCCCCCUCCUGCUGCCACGCAAGCAGAAGGGGAGCAACAGGCGGAGGAGGGAAGGGGGCCUUCCAAGCCCAGGGCCCCAUGCAGCCGCCCCGCAAGGCUGUGCCUGCCUGGGUGCCCCUUCCCUCCGCUUUAGCUGAGGAGGGCGCAGUUGGGGCAGGGGAAAAGGGCGCCAAACUUUUCCCUCUUCCUUCCCCUCAAGAUGCCCCACAAACUCCGGAGGCUCUUCCGAGGCAGCGGGCGCGCCUUGGCGCUCAUCUUCGCCGCCUCGGUCCUCUGGGUGCUCUUUGACAUGGCAGCCCUCCGGCUCUCCUUCAGCAGCGACCUCCAGGCCCUGAAGGCAGAAGAGGCCAGGGCUAGGAAGGAGAGGGCCCCAGGCUCCCAGAGGCCUCUUUGGAGGGGGUUUGGGCAAGGGGAAGAGGAGGAAAAUGGAGGAGACUUGGGGAAGGGGUCCCAGAGAGAGGCCCCCCAACCUGUGGCCGGGGUGCCCAGGACUAGCCCAGUCCCAGUGGGCCACUCCAGACCCCUAAGAAAGAUGGAGGUGGCCAAAGAUGCCACCAGGCCUCAACAACCAAAGGCGCCCCCCUCCGACCCUGAGAGAGGGUGGCCCCCUGCCACAGUGGCCCAGGCUGUGGUGACCAUCGAGACCAAAAUGGCCCCCAAAGGGCAGAGGUCAUUCGCCAAAGGGCCCCAGGGCAGAAAAGAGUUAAGAGAGAAAGACGCUUUGGAGCUGCCCCCCAGAAGCAGACCCCGUCAACUGGAGGGUGGCCCUCCUCUGCCAAGCGUGACCAAGUUUCCAGGAAACAGGACUCGGGUUCUGGGAAGCGUGGGUAGUUUCCAUGGUGGGACACAACGCUUGGGUUUGCCCACCACCCAAGUGGCGGCUUCCAAGGCGGCAGAGGAGAAAGGAGGAGCGAGGAAGGGGACACCUCUGGGAAAGGGGCACCGAGAAGAUGAUACAAGAGUGGCCCGUGCCAAGGAGAUCCUGCCCGGGAACCCAGUGGUCCUCAUAAGCAAGGAGGAGGCACGGGUGGUCUUUCCGACACUUCACGCCAGUGAUGCCAAAGGAAACAGAGGGGUGGAAAAAAAUGUAUGGCCAGUUGGUAACAAGAGCAGAGAUCACCCCAAAGCCAUUAAUAAUGGAACCAGAGUAGCUGGUCUUACCAUGGCAGCGACUACAAAAGCCCUUUUGACUAAAGGGAAAGAGCGAGAGGGCACUAAAAGGGUGAGUUUAGUCGACAAGGACCAAUUAAAGAAAAUCAAUCACAGUGACAGUGUGAUCCAUUUCCAAGAAAAUACUAGGCUGCACAAGGUGUUAAGCAUUGAUAGGACGCUUGGUCCGCGGGACCCCAAUGCACCAGGGCAGUUUGGGCGUCCUGCUGAGGUCCCAGGUGAGAAGCAAGAAGAGGCCAAACGAAGGUGGAACGAGGGGAAUUUCAAUGUCUAUCUGAGUGACCUAAUCCCUGUAGACCGAGCCAUUGAUGACACAAGGCCCAUUGGAUGUUCAGAUCUCCUGGUCCACAAUGACCUUCCCACCACCAGCAUUAUUAUGUGUUUUGUGGAUGAAGUCUGGUCCACUCUCCUCCGCUCUGUUCACAGUGUCCUCAACCGCUCACCUCCUCAAUUUAUUAAAGAGAUCAUUUUGGUUGAUGAUUUUAGCACAAAAGCAUACCUCAAGGACAAAUUAGACAGCUACAUGGCACAGUUCCCCAAAGUCCGUAUCCUUCAUCUCAAAGAACGGCAUGGAUUAAUACGAGCAAGACUGGCUGGAGCAGAGAUUGCUAAAGGGGAUGUACUGACAUUUUUAGAUUCUCACGUGGAAUGCAAUGUAGGGUGGCUGGAGCCACUGUUGGAGAGGAUCCAUUUAAACAGAAAAAAAGUUCCUUGUCCUGUUAUUGAAGUGAUCAGUGACAAAGACAUGAGCUAUAUGACUGUGGACAGUUUUCAACGUGGCAUUUUUACUUGGCCAAUGAAUUUUGGGUGGAAGCCAAUUCCUCCAGAUGUCAUUGAGAAAAAUAAGAUUAAGGAAACUGAUAUAAUCAGGUGUCCUGUGAUGGCAGGUGGCUUAUUCUCUAUUGAUAAGAAAUACUUUUUUGAACUCGGGACAUAUGAUCCUGGACUUGAUGUUUGGGGAGGUGAAAACAUGGAGAUCUCAUUCAAGGUUUGGAUGUGUGGGGGGGAAAUUGAAAUCAUCCCAUGCUCCAGAGUGGGUCACAUUUUCAGGAAUGAUAACCCCUACUCCUUCCCUAAGGACCGCCUCACUACAGUGGAGCGGAAUUUGGCCCGUGUUGCAGAGGUUUGGCUUGAUGAAUACAAGGAUCUUUUCUAUGGACAUGGUUACCAUCUCAUCAAGAAAAAUUUGGACGUUGGAGACUUGACUCAACAGAAAGAACUAAGGAAGCAGCUUCAGUGCAAAAGCUUCAAAUGGUAUCUGGAGAAUGUCUACCCUGAUUUAGAAGCCCCCCUUGUUAAAGCUAGUGGGCUGAUUAUUAAUAUUGCCUUGGCUAAAUGCAUUACUGUGAAUCAAUCAAGUCUGGCUUUUGAAACUUGUGAUGUUAACAACAAGAACCAAAAAUUCAACUACACAUGGCUGAGACUGAUCCAGCAUGGAGAGUCCUGUAUAGCACCAACUGAUACAAAAGGGACACUGGGCCUGCAUCCUUGUGAUAAAAGAAACAAUACCCUGAAAUGGUUGCAUAAAUCACUAGUGGCUUUUCAUCCAGAACUCAUGGAUCACAUUGUCUUAGAACAUCUUCCACGGGCCACAUGUCUGGAAGUGGAUCAGUCUCAGAAAGCCCUGAGGGCAAACAUUUGUUCCUCUUCCAAUCCUUAUCAGAAGUGGCAGUUUGGAAAUUACUAUGCUGACUGAAGAGAAAGAUGAACAAACCAGACACAAGAACUGCUUUGUAAUCCAAUGAAUCCAGGAAUGACAGCUGUGAAACUUGUAAUAGCAGCAAGUGCAAAACUGACAGCUCACUUCCAAACCACAGCUGAAACUCGCCCAUUUAAAAGAAGCAUAUGGACAGAUCAGAAGAAGGGGCAUGGGUGCAGCUGAUGUAAUGUGGCCUGACACCAGACAUAGAUGUGUCACC
Messenger RNA from Sceloporus undulatus (fence lizard), 3278 nucleotides. RefSeq names its product polypeptide N-acetylgalactosaminyltransferase 5 (gene GALNT5). The coding region runs from base 389 to 3055 and encodes 888 amino acids. The record is from RefSeq and is a predicted model, not a curated record. Lineage: Eukaryota; Metazoa; Chordata; Lepidosauria; Squamata; Phrynosomatidae. Gene Ontology annotation, cellular component: Golgi apparatus. The transcript has 10 exons.